AAGUGACUUGCCAGCCUCGAGAAGGACCGAAGGCAUCCAUCCAUCCAUCCAGCCAGCCAUCCGGCAUCUCCUUUCCCUUCACGUCGGGGCGGAGGGAGCGCUCUGCUUGUCCGCAUCUUCCCCACCCGCAUCCUGCCAGGGAUACUUUAAAAUCUAAGGGAAAUGAUGUUUGCACUGAUGGGAAGCCCAGGUGUCACACCACUCACUGAAAUUCUGGCUGUCUUCACAAUCUCUUUCCUCCUUUUGGUUGCUGUCAAAUCUUUCUGGCACCGGGUUCCACCAGGUUUUAAGAGACUUCCCGGGCCAAGGGGAUACCCAUUGAUUGGAAACAUCUUAGACCUGGGGAAGAACCCCCAUCUUACCUUGGCACAGAUGAGCGAGAAGUAUGGGGACGUGAUGCUUAUCACUCUUGGCACAAGACCAGUCCUGGUGCUGAGUGGAUUGGAAACCAUCAGGCAAGCCCUGAUCAAGCAAGGGGAUGACUUUGUGGCACGCCCUGAUCUCUACAGCUUCCAGUUCAUUGCAGAUGGCCAGAGCUUCGCCUUCGGUAGGUGUUCUAAAGAAGCAUGGCGAUCCCGUAGAAAGCUAGCCCAGAAUGCUCUGAAGAUCUUCUCAACUUCCGCUAGCCCUAUGUCAUCUAUGUGUCCACUGGAGGAUUCAGUGUCAAAAGAAGCAGAUUACUUAAUUGCAAAGUUCCAAGAGCUGAUGAAGGAAAAGAAUCGCUUUGAACCUUACCGGUACCUGGUAAUCUCUGUGGCCAAUGUCAUCUGUGCCAUGUGUUUUGGUAAGCGCUACACUCAUGAAGACCAAGAGCUGUUAAGUAUGGUGAACCUAAACAAUGAGUUUGGAGAGGCGGCUGCUUCUGGGAACCCAGCUGACUUCAUCCCCAUCCUCAAAUACCUUCCCAACCGUACCAUGAAGGCCUUCAAGGAUCUCAAUCAACGGUUCAAUGCUCUUGUGCAGAACAUCAUUAAGGAACAUUAUGCGAAUUUUGACAAGAACAACAUCCGAGACAUCACCGACUCGCUGAUUGAACACUGCCAGUCUAAAAAUCUGGAUGUGAAUGCCAACGUCCAGCUUGAGGAUGACAAGAUCGUCAAUAUUGUCAAUGACAUCUUUGGAGCAGGGUUUGACACUGUGACCACUGCAUUGUCAUGGUGCCUCAUGUAUCUGGUGACUUAUCCAGAAAUCCAGAAGAAGAUUCAGCAAGAAAUAGACCAAGUCCUUGGCAGAGAAAGGAAACCCAAGCUGUCCGAUCGUUCUGUGUUGCAUUACACAGAAGCGUUUAUCCUGGAGGUGUUCCGGUAUAGCUCCUUUGUGCCCUUUACAAUCCCUCACUGCACAACUAAGGACACAGUGUUGAAUGGCUAUGCUAUCCCACGGGAUACCUGUGUGUUUGUGAACCAGUGGCAAGUCAACCAUGAUCCGAAACUUUGGGACAAUCCAUCUAGUUUCAACCCGGAACGUUUUCUGGCUGCUGACGGAAGUGGGAUAAACAGAGUGGAGAGCGAGAAGGUUCUGCUGUUUGGUUUGGGCAAAAGGAGGUGCAUUGGAGAGAAUAUCGGCCGAGGAGAGAUAUUCCUGUUCUUAACCACCUUGCUCCAGAAGCUGGAAUUCAGUGUCUGCCGCAGAGAGAUGCUGGACAUCACCCCAGAGUAUGGACUCACCAUGAAACACAAGAGGUGCGAGGAUUUUCAGAUUAAGCUCCGUUGAAGUGUGGUGGGCAGACAGGACUGGGGACGGAGGAACGGGACCGCCUCCAACAGAAUACUGCUGGCAAAAUACAGACAUGGCUUAAGUGGUGUUAAGAAAAGUGGCGGACCGAUAUCAGAUGGGUGGUAGGAUGAUGCAUUGUUAUGACACCCAAAGUCACUUGCUUUCCCGAAACUGGAAAAACUGUCUGAUGGACAUACCACAGAAAAAUUGUUCUAAUUGCACGGUGUGCAACUCUAGUUCUACAAUAAACGGACGGAGCUUGUCUGGCACAGAGGCAACUCUUGAGGGUAUGAACUUUCCUGUAAAUAUGGAGUGGGCCAUUCAGAUUCUGGGCUGAAUAUGGCCCUUGAGUAUCUACACCGGCUCUCUGGAUGUCAACAGAUGGUCCCUCUCCUCCUCGUGGCACCUUUAUAUUGUGUUCCUUCCUUCUAAAAGACUUAACUUCUUAGGGCUUAGUUACUAACAACUUUAAGUGAAAUACACUGACUUUUGGGGUCCCCUCCCUUUUGCCUUCAGCCACACCCUUCCUAGGAAUGUGGUCCUCGACAGCAUCUCUGAACUGGAUGUGGCCCCUUUGGGUUCAAAGAGAUUUCCUGCACAUUUUGCUAAAUGCCUAUGCUUUGGACACUAGGAACUCUUUUUAAGAUGAUUGUGAUUCAAAUAAUUACCAGCAACUUUUACUGCCUUCACUGAUAUUUUUAAUAUUUUUUCUCUAAUUACAUCAGUCUUCUAAAUAAAGAAGAAUAUAUUA
Molecule: messenger RNA, 2467 nt
Organism: Pogona vitticeps (central bearded dragon)
Lineage: Eukaryota; Metazoa; Chordata; Lepidosauria; Squamata; Agamidae
Product: cytochrome P450 1A5
Biological process (GO): hormone biosynthetic process; progesterone metabolic process
Molecular function (GO): heme binding; oxidoreductase activity, acting on paired donors, with incorporation or reduction of molecular oxygen, reduced flavin or flavoprotein as one donor, and incorporation of one atom of oxygen; steroid 17-alpha-monooxygenase activity
Source: RefSeq, a predicted model, not a curated record